UUUCCUUUGUUUCCUUUCCUUAUUUUCAUUCUGAAUGUACCUCCCGCUGUUGUAGCUAAUGCAAUGCAUUGAUUUGUUACUGAUUUGCUUUCUAAUGCUGUAAUGUUGAUGAAACUGCCUCAGCUUGUGGACUUAAGGAUAAACACUUCAUUAAAAAGCGGGGGGGUAUUUUGCAAUGUUGGUAAGCUCACAAUGUGAGUUGACCAAUGCAGUGUAGUAUUUGAUUUCACAAUGAAUUGGAACAUUUAAGUCGGUAUAAAAAGAUAAUUUAGUAUACAAAUACAUAGUGAAGAUGUGGUACAUUUUGCUGAUCUGCCAGUACUUCCCGGUUCAUGACAGGGUUAGUAAUAAAUUGAGCUUUACAGAUGCUUAUGUAUUUUGGGGUCUUGAUUAAUGUCCAAGAUGAACACUCUGCAGCUCUCUUUUGCUCAGGAGACACACUUGAUUCUGUGCCACAGCUAAACCUGUGUUUGAAUACCCUCUCAUGUAGCUCGCCCGAUCCACAGCCUAAAAUAACCCUGGAGCUGUUUAAUACGUUUCUGUUCAUCCGUUUGGGUUCAGGCAGUUAACAUUUGUAUUUUGCCUUCUGCAGUGGCAGAAGCCAAGUAACAUUAGCUGAGACUAUUUUCUUACUGUGAGGUUGAUGGUUCAUUUUGCUUUAAGAGGAAGAAUCAUGCAGAUGUUAAAAAAUCCGGCUGUAUUCAAUAACCCCCAACUUUGUUCAGUCCCCGAGGUCCAACUGCAGUUUCUUGUCUUAUUGUUAACAUUUCCUUUCAACAGACUACUGACUAUGUAAUAAAGGAAAGAGAACAUAAAGCUAUGUGCCCUUAAACUAAGGACACUGAGUUGUCUUCUAAUGGGCAUGUCUGGUAAAAAUGUAUUAAAAACAUUUAAGGCAUUAAAAAUAAUGCUCAUCCAAUUGUUCAGUAGUCCUGAGAUCUCUUAAAACAUUCUGUUGCAUUUCUGAUUUGGAUGCAGCCCAGUUUGAAGUGAGUUGUGGGGUUUUUGUUGGUGACGUGCUUUGCUUUGCUUUGGUUUUAAUAACAUGUUGAUACAGAAAGGGUUAAUAUCAGCUCCAGCUUCUUAAUACUGAUGUUAACCCUUGGCUGGCAGGGAUUGUUCUGUCAUAGAAGUGUUCACUGGUGUAACAUUACUUAAUUGCUUUCUGAUGUGAAAAUACACUCUGAUUGCAAAGUUGCAGUUAUUUUUCCCAGAAGAGGUGAUACAAUGCUCGUUUCCUGAAUGAGGCUGUCAGUGAUUAUAUAAAAUAGGUGCCUUUAUGCCUUUAUUUAGUGCAAUACCCAGCUAUGAUUUGGCAAUUGAAAAUGUAAGGUUACUUGACACAUUAGAGUGUUAUAAAAAUCAGUGCUAAUUCUUACCACAGGAAUCGUCAUACUGAGAAAAGUGUGGAGAGAAUGCUGUUGAGUCUAAAAGCAUGAAAGAGUGAAAUGUGGUAUUUAAGGUUAAAACAUCUUUCUUCAUCAUAAAUUACUUUGGUAAAGGCUGUUAUGAUAGAAAUGCUGAUUAAGAGUCACCUCAAAGACUUUUAAAUUUGGAAAGAAGUCAUGGUGCAAGAUAAAUGGGGGUUUUCUGGUGGGGUGGAUUUUCUCACGGCCUGCAGAGAGCUGUGUGAAGGUUUUCUGUCGCUGUACCGCGGGCUCGAUCCUGCGGUGAUGGCAGCACAGCGCUCUCAUGACGACUGUAGCUUGCUGUGGAAACCCUUAGGAGAGCACAGGUGAAGUGGUUCCACAGCGUUAUCGAGUCGGAGGUGACUGCUGGCUCAGGAGAUCUCCCAGUUCACUGAAGUGUCGAGGAGGAUUGAAAAUCCCAAUGUUUCUUUUAACUUCACUGUUGUGAACAUGGGCAGAGUGAAGUAGUGUAGUAGACUCUGCCUGGUGAGACCAUUGCGGGAAAACAGAUGCUCUGGAGCAUAAAAACUCUUUGGCAGCUAAGGAGGUUCUUUCACAGGUUUUGUUUUUGCCGUCUGUGGUGUUAAUUGGGUUGAGAGCUCUGAAGCAGAGGUCCUUACUUCCAGGUGGAAAUGAGUCUCUCCGUAGCUCUCAGUAUAUUGAAGCAAAGAAAGCAGGGGAUCCUUGUUCGCACGUACCGUUCUUGUCACCGAGAGCCGCUCGUCCUGGCGCGGGCCCGGCCUGCAGGAGCUGCGGCGGCUUGUGCUCCUGGCACUGUUCAAACGUCGGCGUCACAGGUGAUCGCAGCCACUUACCGUGCAAAAGACUUCUUUAUCCAAAACAACGCGUUUAAUACUUCUGUGUUCUAAACAUUUAAUGGAAUCGUUAGUUAACUGCAUUUUAGAAAAUAUUUCAAACCUUUUUGGAGGGAAGGAUGGAAUCCAGGGAGCCUAAAAGUAACGUUUUGCCCAUUUAAAGUUGUUCCCUUAAUCUAAACAUUUCAAAGAGAAUUUUUGCAAGUAGUUUAAAAAAUGAUCCCUUGGGGGAAAAAACCCCACAGGUCUGUAAACGAAUCUGUUCCGUGGAGCGCACGCGUGGUCGCAGGCUCCGUGGAAGGCUCUGUCCAAGGCAGACGCAGUUGAGGGCGGAGAAGUGCCCAUCCCAAGGCUCAGCCCAGAGCAAUCAGAGGAUCAGAAUUCUAUACCUGGAAGAAAAUGGCUGGAUUCUCUGAAUGUGUUUGGAUGCCAUGGUUGUACAGAUUGUUUACAGUGGCAGAAAAGUUUGACAUGUUAGUGUUAUAUGGGACUUUGGUUGUACUCUCAGUAUACUGUGAAUAUAUCCUCUGCAUACGUGUUAUGCUUCAGUGUUAGUUAAAUCACUUGGGCUAUCAGGUUAUAAUGCUCUAAAGAAAACUCCCAAUUAAGAACACUGACAAACUUAAGGACAGAGCUGAGAUUGGGUCAAAUGCAUGACGAUGCUUUCUGUUGUUUUAAAGGCACUAAAUAGGUUCUGAUUAUUCUGUACUCUAUACAGUAAAUCUUUUGUGUGUUUGUAGUAAUCUGACAUAAUCGCCGGUGUGUAAGAGUCUGACUCAUACUUAGAAGCUGAUGUACCUGGUACCGACUCAGGUAUGUCAGUGAUACAGUUAGCACCAUAUUGCCAGCAAAUAACUUCUCCCUCUCCGGGUUUUCCGGUCCUUUUGUAGGUACAUUAAAUAGGAAUGCGCUAACGAGUGGAGUGAUCUCUGAAUCGCAGCAGCUGUUGAAGUGAGAGUAUUGGCUAAACAUAAGUUUAUAUAGGGUGGAAUACAUCAUAUAUACAGCUGUAAAAGGGGGGAAACCAACUCUCAGUUUCACUAUUGCUGCUGCCUUCAUACGCUGCAAUCUCUUUCUAUUCUCUUCAUUUAAAAGGUUGAGGAAACAACUAGAAACAUUAAAGAAAAAAAAAUAGCCAAAUAAUAAUGAAGCUGUGUUCCAAAUCAUCUGCAGUCUCCUCACCCCUGUGUGCGUUAAUAUAUCCAGCUAUGCUCUACUAGGCUGUCUGCUUCUUUAAAUGGAGCUCAUGUUAACUGUAGGAGUCUGUUCAAUCGCUCUUUACAUUGAAGUAUUCAUCUACUAUAUUGGGCAAAUCUCUUCCUUUCGGUUUUAGUUCCACUCAAGGCUAUUAUCCUUUAAGGACAAUCACUGCAAAUUUCAUUUUCAUAUUUGUAAUAGAAAUAGCGUACUACACAAUUGUUACUGAAGAGAUUAAUGGUGUUCUAAAUGUCUUCAGCAGUUUUACUUGUAAUUCAUCAAUAAUUGGCAGAUUCGACGUCACAGUUACUCUAACUAGACUUCUCAGAGAGAAAUGUAGAUAUUAGGAACAAACACAAAGGUGCAGAGGGUAGUGUCACUAAAAGAGUAAGAGAAGUAUUGCAGAAUAAGUGUGUUUGUUUCCUGUGCAACUCGUGCCUGUCUCCCGCUGAGGCUGAGGACAAGCCCUCUGCAGCGCGCGCCCUGCCCUUCCCGCCCGGCUCGGAGCAGGGAGCAGCCCGGGACACUUUCAGGGCGGCUGCUCAUUCCACUUAACUGCGGAUGCACCGUUCCUUGGAAGCUGGCCUGAAGAGAAUAUGCUCUUACGUGGUACAAUGUAGUUUAGUUGCAGAUGACUGGUAAACCACUGGGUUAAUUCACUGGUACACAAGGCGUUGCAUGUUUCAGGUGCUGUUCUAAAUCACAAUGAGCCCAAGUCAGUUUUCUUAGCAUGUACUACUUGCAUCUUGAUUCAGUUGUAUGCUGAAGGAACAGGUAAGUCAAGUAAUAGCUGUGAAUGACCGGUUUUGCUGUACGCCUGUUACUAUUUAGAUUGGAUUCCAUGAUGUACUUCUUGGCAUAUGUGUAAGCUCUUCAGGACAGCGGUAGGUCUUGCGGGUUAAAAAAUCAGCAGAUUCUAGUCUCUUUAGACUGGGCUGAAACAGCAGUUUGGUGGUUAGUUUUGUUGGUGACAUUCCCCAUGAAUAGAAAGGGAACAUGUUUAAUGGUGUUCAGAUCCAUUAACAGCAGAAAGGAGCAGCUUUGUAGCCAGAAGGAGAGUGCUGUUAGCGCUCCACACCUCACCCCGGUGUAGGAUAGGGCAAAACUGUUGGUAAAACCCGAGGAAUUCCUGGAACAAAGAGUAAUGGUCAAACAGAAGGCAGGGCUGCUGUCUCGCUGCCGUCCUCGUCAGGUCUGCAGGCAGCAGAUCUGUGUAGCUGCACAGUAUUGAGUGUCACCUUCCCUCAAGAGACUCAGCAGUAACACAGGUCUAAAGUGUCCAUGUUUAAGAAUACGAGGAGAAUUUAAGAAGAAUAUAGAGCGGCAGAUAAUCGUGAAGUUCUUCUGCAUGAGGUCAUCUGAGAUGAUCCUCAGUAUAGUGCUGGUAUUACAGUAAACUGAUGAAGCAAUCUGGAAUAUACAGUUGUGCUCGUCCAAAGGUAGCAAAGUUUUAGCCCAACAGACAUACACUGGUGAAAGGUGCAGUUAUGGCAGGAUAACCUUAUUCCCAGCUGACCAUAAGACCAGUCGAAGACCAUACUUGAGAAAUCUGUAGAUCUGACUCCUAGUUGUUCUGUUGCUGACAGUAAGAGCGCCUCUCUUAGCCUCGGCCUCUGGGGUGCCGGGUGCACUGGUUACGGUUUCUGUCCCGUGGGAUGGACUUGUUUCUGUGAAGCAUGUUGCACGUCACAAAUAGCUGUUACUGCCCGUAGGCAGCAGUGGCUGCUUUGGCAGUGCUGCAGAAAAAGACUUUGAGGUUUGUUGUGUUUCCCCCGGUGUCUUGGUGUUGUGAACAAGUGCCAUGUGCCUUUCUGCAGAGAACGACCGCUUCAGUCCCUCCUGCCUCCCUGUCCGCCUCCAAUGCACGCGGGCCCCUUAUAGUUCGUUAACAGUGAGCAGGUUAAGCAGGGCCGUGGUCCUGCCUGUCUCCUGCUUUUCUGGGGGACAGUCUGCAUCCACAGAGCUGCCUCUGAAUGGAGAGGAUGCUGCUCCACAGCUCCAGUAACUGGGAUCUCAACAGACGGUCAGCAGUGAUCUAGCUCUUUUUUUUAAUACUGAAAUCAUUUUAAGAUUAUUCAAUUUUCUUUAUAAAAAUAAAGGGCUGGAUCUUAUAAAAUGAAAAAAAAAAACGGGAAUCUAUGAGGAUUAUUUUGCAGACGUGUAACUAAAAUACACUGCUUGCUUUAUUUAAAAAGCUACUGUUCUUCACCCAGCCCACUCCACCCCCUUCUACCUGACACGUUAGUUUUAGGCUUAGGACUAAGAUCCUUUAUACCCGAAGCUUCCAACUGACAAGUUUUAUUUUGACAAUGCUUUGUUGUCAAUGCUGUCCCUGAAAUCAAUGCAAAUUAAAAUACCUGUUCACAAAGCUGAUUCACAAAAGCCUAUAUUCGGACUUGCUAAACAAUUCAAGGAAUUGUCAUUGUGUCCUCUCUUUACAGAGGGAAUCCAUUAACCAUUUCUUUUGUUUCUAAUCUCGCAAUCCGUAACACUGUGCAGUUUCCUGCUCUAUAGCUGUCAAGCAUGUAGUCUGUGUUGCUCUAACAUCUCAACUCAGUUCCUUCUGCUUAGAAUGGGUUAACACAUCUGUGUUCAACUUUAUCUUAUAAAUUGACUUAAAUCAAUAAACAAGCAAAGUGAAGAUAAGAAAUGGGGUCAUGAUGGCUUAUUGGGAGACCUGGAUAAAUCUGGACAAUUGCUGAAUAACAACUUGCAGCUCAUUCAGAUAAUUGACUCAGUCCUGUGUCUUCUCCAAAGACUGUUCCUUAUUUCCUAGUUUUAGCCUACACUGGUUUUAAAACGGUAAGAACAACCCAAUACAAAUCUUUACAAAAAGAAAUGUAUGAGACUUAUAAUGACUAAAGCUUGAUUCCGUAUGUAGAUACACCAUUUUAGAAAAGGGGUAUUUGACAGGGCAAUGGUAGGCUGUAAGCCGAUGAACAGAUCAUCUGACUAAUAUAGCUGGAUGGAAUGGAACUCGCAUGAGAGAACAUAAAUCUGCUCCAUUUAGCAGAUCUGUGUGUGUCUGUAACAGUGCAACUUCUAAUUUACUAUGGCAUUGUCAGAAACGGGGUGCAGAUCAAUUGAGUAUUGAAUUUGCAGCUAUUUGUAAUACUUUCAAUUACCUCUGAUAAAAAGCAUAGGUUAGGCUUUGGAUAAAACAUAUAUAUGGCUGGCUAUGAAAUCAAUAUUCUUCUACAGGGAAUUAAACCUGAUUUAAAAUGAAUGGCAAUGUUCAUUACUCCAGCGUUAACUUUAUUAUUUCUUGAUGUUCUGUAGGCUGAGCCAGUAAAGAAGCCCUCUGGCUUGUUUAUAUGUCAUUGGUUUGAAGUCUUUUCAAUGAGAAGAAGGUCCAAGUUAUCUGAGCAGAGUUUGUGUACGAGGGUACUUCAGAGCUUUGGUUGUGCGUGCAGAGGAGACAGGCGGUCCCGCUUGAGUCUUGUCCGACAGACACUGUGUCUCCAUCUAGAAACAGCCUUUGAUACUGAGAAGUAUCUCAGGAUGGUUCCUUCCUUUACUAAUAGUUUGUGCAAACGAGGCAGCCUUGGCUCUGGUGACAGCUUUGAAACAUUCCGAGAGGUGCUCUCAGCUUGCCUUGAAAUCGCAUGUAGACCCAUGGAGCAUUCUUUUCCUUCCAAACAUUACUUGCUCUUCGUUCUCUCUUAAUACUCUGACUUUAGGUAUAAGCCUGGAUGUAAAAGAGGUCACAAGAGCUAUGCUGAUGCAUAUAUGUUAAAAAUGUGAUUCAUUUUCCACAAGUAUUUGACCUUUUCUAAAAUAACAGGCAACAACUUUGGGAAGGAUCAGGAACAUUGUUCGCUCUCCUGCUUUAUCCAAGUUUUGUUUUAACUGGACCAGAAAUAAGUCUGUACAUCCUGCCCUCCAGGGUUCCAGAAGGCAGCCCAGCGUUGCCAGCUCAGCCUGGGCUCAGAGGAGCGGGUGCACUUUGCUGCCCUACGAAUCGGUGGUUCCCGUGUGUCACUGACCGUAACACGAGUGUGAUGGCCACGUCAGUUAAGACAGACUUUGUGAUGAAAGAGCAGAACUCGAGCUGUGGAGGGGCCAUAACAUUUCAUGCAGUGCCAUGAUGUUUGCAGACAAGGAGGACAGCUCAUAGCCUUUACUUCUCGUAGACACCACAGAGCAGAUACUCCAAGAAGACACGUGCAACAGAGGGAGGUUUGCAGGACUUACAGAAUCCCUCCAGGAUUUGGGUUGGAACAAGAGGAUGUGUCGUUUUUUUGGUUUUUUCCUUCUCUCUGUCAAAUGAUCAGUAAUUUAUACAUCUAAUAUAUACGUCUGUCGUGUCUGUUGAUGAAAUAUUUGCGGAUGACCCUGCUGGAGAUACAAAUACUUGUCUGGAUCAAAAGUUGUGUUCCGCGGAAACAGUUUAAUAUAAGUUGCGUUCCAUGGUUUCUUCCCUCCUGAAGAGCCUGAUCUCAGCUUACAUAGAUAAGAUUUGCAAAGGAAUGUUUACAAAGAAAUCGGGAACUAGUACAAAAAGGAAAGAGAGUUGUCAGAGCAAAAAGGACCAAGACUUAACUCAGAUUGGACAAACAAAGAACCCAACGUUUUCCAAUACUUUAAAAAGCACCGUCAAGAAGAUUACCAAGUGUCCGUCUGCCCGCAACCUGUCAACCGAAGAAGAGGAAAGUAAUAGAGAAUUUUCGCUUUCUCCAACAUUCAGUUACAGAGUCGCUAUUGCCAAUGGACUGCAAAAGCACAUUUUUGUAACAAACAAUAAUAAUGAAGAUAUAAUUCAAGAUUUGUCUUCAAAUGAUAGCUCGUAUUCUGAGUCACUAAGUGAAAUCAAGAGCAACAGCAAAAAACCCGAGUACUUGUCACACACGAUGCCGGUGAGACGCAACAGGAAGAGCCUGAGCAGCCUGGCGCCGUCCGACGGGAGUUCCGACGGGGAGCGCACUUUGCACAGCCUGAAGCUGGGAGCCCUGCGGAAGCUCAGGAAGUGGAAGAAGAGCCAGGAAUGCGUCUCAUCAGACUCGGAACUGAGUACAUGGAGGAAAACAUGGGGCCUGAGAAGCAAAUCUCUGGACAGAACUGGCCGUCACCAGAAAUCACAUACUCUUGAACCUGGCUUUAGCUCAACGAGUUGCAUUAGUCAAACCCAUGAUGUUAUGGAAAUGAUUUUUAAAGAGCUUCAGGGAAUAAGUCAAAUUGAAACGGAACUCUCUGAAUUAAGGGGACAUGUUAAUGCUCUGAAACAAUCAAUUGAUGAGAUUUCUAGUAGCGUAGAAGUUGUACAAAAUGAAAUCGAACAAUUGCGGACUGGAUUUGUACAGUCCAGAAGGGAAACUCGGGACAUACACGACUACAUUAAGCAGAUAGGCCAUCCAGGAAACAAAGCAAGUCUUAGGUUUCUAAAUGUGCCUGAAGAGGGACUUGAAAAUCCUGAAAGCACAGUUUACAAAAUCCUAAUAGAUAAAAUGGGCUUCUCAGAGGCACAAAGCACUAUUAACAUUGAGUUUGCCCAAAGGCUGGGGCACCAAAGAGACUGUCCAAAUGCCAAGCCAAGGCCCAUUCUCGUUUACUUUGAGUCAUCACAGCAAAGAGACUUGAUUUUAAAAAAGUCUUAUAAACUUAAGGGAACUGGCAUUGGAAUUUCUACAGACAUAUUUUCCCAUGACAUAAAAGAGAGAAAAGAAAGAGGACUGCCUUCCUCCCAGACGUACGAGAGCAUGGACAUGAAACCUCUCACUGCGGAGGCAAAAGCUAAACCGCACGGCUGGGAGUCACCCGACAGCGAUAAAGACCUGGAAUCCGAUAUCAAUCAGAACAGUUACGCAAAGGUAUCCAAAUCAGCACUUCAAACAAAAACAAGCGCUGCAAAGGGCAAUAUUGAGUCACCAAAUACUCAAGACCUUAACACAGCUGCUGACAGCAGCAGCUUUUCAAACAGAAGAGGUUAUGGUAAUCAGUCACCGGAAUUUGACAACGUGGAAAAACAAUCAAAGAACUAUUAUUCAGACAUGACUCCUCUAUGGCAUUUACAGAAUGACUUUGCAACACCAAAACUUAGCCGUUCAGAGUCAGAUUUCUCAAAACUGUGUCAGUCUUACUCUGAGGACUUCUCAGAAAAUCAGUAUUUUAGCAGAACAAACGGCAGCUCGCUGCUGUCUUCCUCUGAUCGAGAGCUUUGGCAGCGAAGGCCAGAUGACUCUACAAACUGGUAUGGCAGCUCCCAGGAGCAGACUUUUGUCCAAGACACACAGCAGUAUCCAGAGCCAAACGAAGCAGAGAACACAGCAGCUGUUGACAGUGGAGUGAGCAAUGGACUAACACGUGCAUCUGGAGACAGAAGCCACUAUAGUGGUUCUCAGCUUUCUUUACAUGGUGAUCUUUCACCAUGGAAAGGCUGGAAUCAGCUGGACCAAGGGGCAGAUUUAGGCCUAGACACAUCCAGACAGGAGGUUUUCGUGUAUGAUAUGAGCAGCCCUUCAGAUCAACAGACAGACUUUGCAAAGUGCCAGAGUUCUGACCUCCAGUACGAUACCGAAAGCUAUGAUUUUACUCUUGAUGGUACUUCUCCGUCAUGUCCAGGCCUUGAUAGUGAAUCACAAAGUCAGUGGACUAGUCAAUAUGAGGAUUAUCAGGAAACAAAUUCUAUCUCCCCCUAUCAGAAUCAAAACAGUUUGCCUAUGAUGUACCGCAGUCAGAGUGAGCUCCCAAGUGAUGACUCGGAAGAAACAGCCCCGAAGUCAUGGCACAGCCGGCUAAGCAUCGAUCUUUCUGAUAGGACUUUCAGCUUUCCUAAAUUUGGAUCUACACUUCAGCGUGCUAAGUCGGCUUUAGAGGUAGUCUGGAAUAAAAGUACACAAAGUUUAAGUGGGUAUGAAGACAGUGGAUCAUCUUUCAUAGGGAGGUUCAGGACUUUAUCGCAGUCUACUGCAAAUGAAUCCAGUACGACACUUGAUUCUGAUGUUUAUGCUGAGCCUUAUUGCUACAAAGCAGAGUAUGAGGAAGACUUAAUGCAAGCGCCUGGUGAGAAUGAAACAGACUAUGUAGAAGUAAUGGAGCAAGUUCUUGCUAAACUAGAAAACAGAACUAACAGUAGUGAAACUAGUGAGCAGGUCCAAGAAUACGAGGCGGGGCAGCCUUCUUACGAGCCCCCGUACACGGUGGUGUCGGAGGGGCAGUUCGACAGCCAGCCGGACUGCGUGCUCGCCGCGGGGACGCUGGACGUUGAAAGCGACACGGCUGCUGACACGGAGGUAAAGGAAGAUGAGAAUCAGAAUGUCCCAGAAAUGCUCACUGAAACCCCAAGGAAGAAAAGAAUACGACCGUCAUUUAAAGAAGCCGCUUUAAAAGCAUACAAGAAACAAAUGAAUGAUUUGGAAGAGAAGAUCCUUGCUGGAGAUAGCGGUUCUGUGGAUGAAAAGGCUCGCUUAGUAAGUGGAAGUUCCUUGGAUCCUUCAAAGCUUUAUGCAGUCCAGGCAUUUAGUGGCGCGGGCCGCGGGCUGUACGGGAUCGACAGCAUGCCCGACCUCCGCAGGAAGAAGUCUUUCCCCAUUGUUCGGGACGUGACACUUGCAGCUCGAAAAUCUGGUAUUUCCAUGGCCAUGCUCAUCCGGACCUCCAUAGACAACGAUGAAAUGAAAAUACAUGUCUUCAAGAAGACCUUGCAGGCUUUGAUCUACCCAAUAUCAUCAACUACGCCUCACAACUUCGAAGUCUGGACAGCUACAACUCCCACGUACUGCUACGAAUGUGAAGGUCUGCUUUGGGGCAUAGCCAGGCAAGGCAUGAGAUGCACCGAGUGUGGUGUCAAAUGCCAUGAGAAGUGCCAGGACCUCCUGAAUGCUGACUGUUUGCAGAGAGCUGCUGAGAAAAGUUCCAAACAUGGUGCAGAAGACAAAACACAGAAUAUUAUUAGUGCUAUGAAGGAAAGAAUGAAAAUUAGAGAGAAAAAUAGACCUGAAGUGUUUGAAGUGAUCCGGGAAAUGUUUAAUAUUUCCAAAGAAGACUUUUUACAAUAUACAAAAGCAGCAAAACAAAGUGUUCUGGAUGGAACGUCCAAAUGGUCAGCAAAAAUUACCAUCACAGUGCUCUGUGCUCAGGGACUACAGGCCAAGGACAAAACCGGCUCCAGCGACCCCUACGUCACUGUGCAAGUUGGCAAAACAAAGCGGAGAACAAAGACUAUUUUUGGAAACUUGAAUCCAGUGUGGGAUGAAAAAUUCUAUUUUGAAUGCCAUAACUCCACAGACAGAAUAAAAGUAAGAGUAUGGGAUGAAGAUGAUGACAUCAAAUCUAGAGUAAAACAACAUUUUAAAAAGGAAUCAGACGAUUUCCUUGGGCAAACAAUCAUCGAAGUAAGAACACUGAGUGGAGAAAUGGAUGUCUGGUAUAAUUUAGAAAAGCGGACAGAUAAAUCAGCUGUCUCUGGUGCCAUUAGAUUGAAAAUCAAUGUUGAAAUAGAAGGAGAGGAGAAAGUUGCUUCCUACCAUGUGCAGUACACCUGUCUACACGAGAAUCUAUUCCAUUACUUGACGGAAGUUAAAUCGAACGGCAUUGUGAAGAUCCCGGAAGUGAGAGGUGAUGAGGCCUGGAAGGUGUACUUUGAUGACGCCGCACAAGAAAUUGUAGAUGAAUUUGCAAUGCGCUAUGGGAUUGAAGAUAUCUAUCAAGCUAUGACGCACUUCUCCUGUCUGUCUUCUAAAUACAUGUGCCCUGGCGUUCCAGCAGUUAUGAGUACGUUGUUGGCCAAUAUAAAUGCUUUCUAUGCUCAUACUACCGCAGCAACUAACGUGUCUGCCUCAGAUCGAUUUGCUGCCACUAACUUUGGGAGGGAAAAGUUCAUAAAACUGCUGGAUCAGUUGCACAAUUCUCUGAGGAUUGAUUUGUCCAAGUACAGGGAUCAUUUUCCUGCCAGCAAUUCCGAAAGACUCCAGGAUCUGAAAUCAACCGUGGACCUGCUUACCAGCAUCACUUUCUUUCGAAUGAAGGUGCUCGAAGUGCAGAGCCCACCCCGAGCCAGCGCCGUGGUGAAGGACUGCGUGCGAGCCUGCCUGGACUCGACCUACAGAUACAUCUUCGACAACUGCUGUGACCUCUAUUCCCAGCUGGUGGACCAGAGUAAGAAACAAGAAGUUCCUAAAGAAGAACAGGGACCAACAGCGAAGAAUUUGGAUUUCUGGGCACAGCUUAUUACUCUGAUGGUCACUAUCAUAGAUGAAGAUAAGACAGCGUAUACACCCGUCUUGAACCAGUUCCCGCAAGAGCUGAACAUGGGAAAAAUCAGUGCUGAAAUCAUGUGGAUUCUGUUUGCCCAGGACAUGAAAUAUGCUCUGGAAGAACAUGAAAAGCAGCGUUUAUGCAAAAGCACAGAUUAUAUGAAUUUGCACUUCAAAGUGAAAUGGUUUUAUAAUGAAUACGUGAGAGAACUCUCUGCUUUCAAGGAUGCGGUGCCUGAAUACUCUCUGUGGUUUGAACCAUUUGUCAUUCAGUGGCUGGAUGAAAACGAGGACGUCUCAAUGGAAUUUCUUCAUGGAGCACUAGAAAGAGACAAAAAAGACGGGUUCCAGAAAACAUCGGAUCACGCUCUCUUCUCUUGUUCCGUGGUUGAUGUCUUCACACAGCUCAACCAAAGCUUUGAGAUUAUUAGGAAGCUUGAGUGUCCUAAUCCAGAAGCACUAUCUCAUUUAAUGAGAAGAUUUGCAAAGACUAUCAACAAAGUGCUUCUUCAGUAUGCUGUAAUUAUUUCAAAUUAUUUCAGCUCGUAUUGUGAUAAAGAAGAUGUGCCCCGUAUCUUAAUGAACAACAUUCAACAAUUAAGAGUCCAGCUUGAGAAAAUGUUUGAGUCCAUGGGAGGAAAGGAGAAGAAAGAAGGAGAGAGAUUCUCUUAUGAGUUGGACCCUGAAGCUAGCGUCGUUCUGAAGGAGCUGCAGGUGAAACUUAGCAACGUAUUGGAUGAACUCAGCCUAACAUACGCUACAAGUUUCCAGUUUAUUAUUGAAGAUUGUGUAAGGCAAAUGAGCAAUGAGCUGAAUCAAAUGAGAGGCAAUGGGAAUGCAGCAGCUAAUAAGAACAGUGCGGCCAUUGAUGCUGAGAUUGUGCUUCGACCUCUCAUGGAUUUCCUGGACAAAACCCUAAGUGUCUCUGCAAAGAUCUGUGAGAAGACGGUUCUGAAACGCGUUUUAAAAGAGCUGUGGAAGUUAGUCCUGAACAAAAUAGAGAAACAGAUUGUGCUUCCACCUCUGACGGACCAAACGGGGCCCCAGAUGAUAUUCAGUGCCGCCAAAGAUCUUGGACAGCUAUCAAAACUGAAGGAGCACGUGAUCCGGGAGGAAGCCAGGAGCCUGACGCUGCGGCAGUGCGCCGUCAUGGACGUGGCCCUCGCUACCAUCAAGCAAUACUUCCACGCUGGAGGAAGUGGCCUGAAGAAGGGUUUCCUGGAGAAGAGCCCAGACCUGCAGUCCUUGAAAUACGCCCUGAGCCUUUACACGCAAACCACUGACGCCCUGAUAAAGAAGUUCAUAGACACCCAGACGUCUCAGAGUCACAGCACUAAUAAUACCGUGGGUGAGAUAUCCAUACAGGUGGACAUUUCUACACAUCCUGGAACCGGCGAGCAUAAAGUCACUGUAAAAGUUGUAGCAAUUAACAAACUAAACUGGCAAACGACAGCCAUGUUCCGGCCGUUUGUGGAAGUUUGCAUAUUAGGUCCUAACCUCAGUGACAAGAAAAGAAAACACGGAACCAAGACGAAGAGCAACACCUGGUCACCAAAAUACAAUGAAACUUUCCAAUUCAUCUUGAGUAGCGAAGACAAGCCAGGAGCCUACGAACUGCACCUGUCCGUGAAGGAUUACUGCUUUGCGCGGGAGGACCGCGUGAUCGGGAUGACCGUCAUCCAGCUGCAGAGCGUGGCAGAGAAGGGCAGCUGUGCCUCCUGGUACCCCCUGCUGAGGAACGUCUCUGUGGAUGAAACCGGGCUGACGAUUCUCAGAAUACUUUCUCAGAGGAACAAUGAUGAAGUUGCUAGAGAGUUUGUAAGACUUAAAUCAGAAACACGAUCUGCUGAAGAAACGGCCUAAAAUACCCAAGCGAUGCAAGAUUGUCGCCGCCAAGAACUUAGAUCCAGUGCUGUCGUCUGAGUAGUGCAUGCAUGUGCAAAUCUGUGGGAAUGUUUAACCAUGUUUUCAGUGUUCGCCAGUACUUCUGUACUAUAUUUGCAAGGUAUGUCAAGGAGCUGUACAUCUUUUAUACAUAUUUUGGUCUUUGGUAAAGUAAUUGUCCCAAUGAAGUGCCAAAACUAAGAUUAAGAGUCUAUGUUUCAUCAUAUCUUUUCAAAUGUUGAUUUCACCUCAUCACAAUUCCUUUAUUUUUUAACCGUUAUUAAUAAAUCAUUAGCUUUUUUAAAUUAAUUAGUAGGUUGUCUCUGUUAAACUACUGUGCUGCUUAUUCUAAAUUAAGUUACCUCCCUCACUGUUAUUUUAAAAAUACGUACCUAGUUUUCUUCAAACUGUCAUUUAUGCAAGCCUCAUUUUCGGUGUCUUACAGAUAACUUUUUCUAUCAUUACUACAGAUGCAGUUACUUAUAGAAAGUGUUUGUAAUUUUAUAAUUAACAGUAUAAAGUAAUGAUUUUUGCAUAAAAACUGAAAAAGGAUGGGAAUAUUUUAUGCUAAUCUUUUUCCAACCUUUCAUAACUAUCACUGUGAAGAAAUGCUGUUAAAGUUCUCAAGAAGCUGUGCUUAUCAGAGUUUGUUACUGAUGUUUGAUAUCUCAAGAUAACUUUGUUCUCAAAACUGCCAAGGUAAUACCAUAUUUGUAUUAAAAGAGUCAGUACCCGCAGGAAAAGACGGCGGCGCAGUGCAGCACGCGCGCUCUUAAGUCGUUCUAAAUGAUCGGUGCUGUACAAGGGCUCGUGGUCUGAACAGGAGAUGCCGCUUGGGGGUUGUUUGUAGAGGCUGUUUGCGAAGAGAAGAGAUGCUGUUAGCGUCUUCACUCAGUUAGUACCGUUGCUUUACAUACUUAGCUGUGACAUCAGUUAAGUGCUUUAUUUCUUAUUUAUUUUUUUUAGAAAAGUUAACCGUUUGUACUUAUGCAACAUUACUAUGUAUUGCACUAAAGCAAACUCUGUGUUCUGUAAAUAUAUUUAGUGAGAAAUUGUAAAAUAAAGUAUGAAGAAACUGC
This is a messenger RNA of Columba livia (rock pigeon), 15575 nucleotides long. It is a transcript of the gene UNC13C, whose product is annotated as unc-13 homolog C. The record is from RefSeq and is a predicted model, not a curated record. Gene Ontology annotation, cellular component: plasma membrane; neuromuscular junction; terminal bouton. Gene Ontology annotation, biological process: dense core granule priming; neuromuscular junction development; presynaptic dense core vesicle exocytosis. The transcript has 33 exons. The coding region runs from base 7831 to 14475 and encodes 2214 amino acids. NCBI's taxonomy places the organism in Eukaryota, Metazoa, Chordata, Aves, Columbiformes, Columbidae. Gene Ontology annotation, molecular function: calmodulin binding; calcium ion binding; syntaxin-1 binding.